Messenger RNA from Sphaerulina musiva SO2202, 1299 nucleotides. Its product is annotated as nucleolar essential protein 1. Lineage: Eukaryota; Fungi; Ascomycota; Dothideomycetes; Mycosphaerellales; Mycosphaerellaceae. Gene Ontology annotation, molecular function: rRNA (pseudouridine) methyltransferase activity; rRNA binding. The record is from RefSeq and is a predicted model, not a curated record. Gene Ontology annotation, biological process: rRNA base methylation. Bases 132 to 902 code for a protein of 256 amino acids. Gene Ontology annotation, cellular component: nucleolus; small-subunit processome. The transcript has 2 exons.
CACCGAGCGAGCGUCUUCUCCUUCGCAACAGACGACUCGGUUGACGACGGCCACCGCACCCUUCGACUCGCGCAUCGACGCCGCAUCGACGCAUCGCACCUUUCAACAAGGACGCUGCUCCUCACCGUAGCAUGGCUAACCAGAUGCCCACCCCCACAGGACCGCAGACGCAGUCUUUGCCUCCUCCCGCGCUGCCGCGGCUCGUCGCUGAGCAAGCGCACCCCAUACCCUCGUCCGAUAAAGACACCAAGCGCCUCAUCGUCGUGCUGUCCAACGCGAGUCUCGAGACAUACAAAGCUGCACACGGCGGCAGAAAUGGCACCAAAGAUGACAAGUACUCGUUGCUCAACAGCGACGAGCACAUUGGCAUCAUGCGCAAGAUGAACCGCGACAUCAGCGAUGCCCGCCCCGACAUCACCCAUCAGUGCCUACUCACUCUGCUCGACUCGCCUGUCAACAAGGCUGGCAAGCUGCAGAUCUACAUUCAUACCGCCAAAGGCGUGCUGAUCGAGGUCUCACCGACGGUGCGCAUCCCGCGUACCUUUAAGCGAUUUGCUGGUCUCAUGGUGCAGCUGUUGCACAAGCUGUCCAUCAGGAGCACGACGUCGCAGGAGAAGCUGCUCAAGGUCAUCAAGAAUCCCAUCACCGAUCACCUUCCCCCCAAUUGCCGCAAGGUCACGCUCUCGUUCGAUGCCGAGGUGGUGCGCGUGCGUGAUUACAUUGGCGGCCUGGCGCCCAACGAGAGCAUCUGCAUCUUCAUUGGUGCCAUGGCGAAGGGCAAUGAUACAUUCGCCGACGAGUACAAGGAUGACUCGAUCAGUAUUUCCAACUACUCGCUUUCGGCCAGUGUGGCCUGCAGCAAGUUCUGUCACGCUGCAGAGGAUUGCUGGGACAUUAUCUAGAGAUGGAUCGAGCCGACCGCAGCACCGGACACGACGGGCGAGUACAAGACGAAGUAGGCAAUCAUGCACGACGCACUCAUGGCAAGUAUCGAGAUUCCGCCGCUUCUACCCAUCGCCAUGAUACCAACAUCGUGAGCAUGACAAGUGUGCUGGAAGGCUGUUUGGUGGGGGGUUUUGGCUGUACGGUGGAUCACAACAUCACCGCGGGCAACUCUCUCUCUCUCUCUUCGACAUUCUCCCGGGUGACCUUGGAUGAGCUUUGGGGCUACAUUGGGUGCCUCACAAUGAAUGACCUGGUAGCCACAGCGAAUUGGGUACACACAAAUGCUGGUGGAGGUAGUCCUGAUCCAUUGCAUGUACUGUAUGAUAGAUAACAAAGGAAAAUGAAAAUAUGGAC